Messenger RNA from Helianthus annuus (common sunflower), 4284 nucleotides. RefSeq lists its product as uncharacterized. Gene Ontology annotation, biological process: DNA repair; telomere maintenance. Lineage: Eukaryota; Viridiplantae; Streptophyta; Magnoliopsida; Asterales; Asteraceae. Gene Ontology annotation, molecular function: DNA helicase activity. The transcript has 6 exons. The record is from RefSeq and is a predicted model, not a curated record. Bases 1 to 4284 code for a protein of 1427 amino acids.
AUGAGUAACAAUCAACAAAACCAUCGUACUGGCGCAUCGGCCUCAACUGCAUCAACGUCACAUGGAAAACGAAAAGAGUACAAUAGACGAUACUACUUACAGAAAGAUAAUACCAAAGAAGCAAGAGUUUGUAACGGCAAUGCCUCUCAAAGCAAUUCAUCUGUACCAUUUAGGACUAAUCAGUCAAAUGAGAGGACGCCGCUAAGCACAUUACAAACUAAUAAUCGUGGUCACGCUAUACGAAUGAGAAAUGAGCCUGUCUCAUGUACUUUGGUCAAUGCAAGAAACGAGUCUAAUAGACAACGUAUUUCAAAUGGUGGCCCGAGUACACAGAUUUCGACCGGUGAUCAACCGCCCAUACGAGACGAUACCGUAGAACAUGAUCCAUAUAAUUUUGUGUACGAUGGUUUACCUAGACAAUCUCUCAUCUUAAAUGAACGCAUUCCAUGUCCACAUUGUGGAGCAAAACGAUUUAAAUAUGAAUUCCCUACCUUUUGUUGCAUGAGUGGGAAAACAAAAUUAGCAACUUCAGUAAUUCCGGAUGAAUUGUACCUGCUCUUCACAUCCCAAGAUGAAAUUGGGAAAAUGUUUAGGACAAAUAUACGUGCUUAUAACACCAAUUUUUCUUUCGCCUCGAUGGGUGUGACAUUGGAUGAUACGUUGGCCAAUAUGAGAGACGGUGUAUAUACUUUUCGUGCACAUAAAGGAAUAUAUCACAGAAUUGACCAAUUAGUUCCCAGAGAUGGAACACCUAGGUACUUACAGCUAUAUUUUUUUGAUCCUGACACUGAGUUAGAUCUUAGACUCCAAUGGCCAAAUCUUGAUCGAAAUAUUACACAAACGUUGGCACGUGUUCUUUCCAGCAACCCUUAUGUCGAGACAUUUCGAAGUCUUGCGGAGCUAGGUCCUCUAGACAACUAUAAAGUCACUCUGAACGCUUCAGUUGAACUUGACCAGAGGGUGUACAACCGACCAACCACAUCUGAGGUUGCCGGUAUUUGGGUUGAAGGUAAUGACAAUAUCACUGCCUACAAAAGAAGUAUUGUAGUGUACGGUAGGUCUGAAUACCCUCAAACUAUUCAGCCGUACUAUGGAUGUUACGAUCCAUUAUCGUAUCCUUUAUUCUUCCCUAAUGGUGAGGCGGGUUGGCAUCCUAACAUACCACGUAAUGGAGUAUCAAUCAAUAACGUUCAUAAUGAUUACGAUGACAUCGACGAAGACGCUGAAGUGGCUAACCCACGAGGGGGUAGGACAACCGUAGCUAUGCGAGAAUACUACUGUUACAAGUUUCAAAUUCGCAGUACGGAGAACGUGCUUUUGCUUGGCGGUAGAUUGCUACAGCAAUUUGUUGUAGAUGUCUAUAUAAAGCUUGAGACAUCACGUUUACAAUUUUGUGAACGAAACCAAAUUAAGAUACGAGCUGAAUUAUAUCAAGGUCUUGUGGAUUGUGUCCAUGCAGGUGAGGUGCGUCCUAGCAGAGUCGGUCAACGUAUUGUAUUGCCUGCGUCAUUCAUUGGAGGGCCUCGUGACAUGCGUCGACGGUUUCUAGAUGCUAUGACUUUAGUGCAAGAUGAUGGAAAACCUGAUUUAUUCCUUACGAUGACGUGUAAUCCUCAAUGGCCAGAGAUAUGUGAUAAUUUGAAACCUGGUCAAACCGCACAAGAUCGUCCAGAUCUUGUUUCACGAAUAUUUCGUGCUAAAUUAGAGGAUCUUAAAGAGCAGCUCUUCAAGAAACAUUUACUUGGAAAGGUUCUGGCAUACGUUUAUGUCAUUGAGUUUCAAAAGCGUGGUUUGCCGCAUGCACAUUUCCUCCUUAUCAUGCACCCGCCAUACAAGAUUAAUAAUCCAGACCAUUAUGAUAAGGUUGUUUGUGCUGAAAUUCCUGACAAAGAACGACAUCCACAACUACAUGAGGGUGAUCCAAAGGUAUGUCGCUUUCAUUAUCCUAGACAGUUUAAUGAGCAGACAACACAAGGAGAAGAUGCAUAUCCAUUAUACCGAAGGAGAGACACUGGAAUAACGGUGGACGUACGAGGACAAACUCUUGAUAACAGAUGGGUUGUCCCUUAUAACCCAAGGCUUUUAAUGAUGUAUAAUUGCCACAUGAAUGUCGAGGUUUGCUCGAGUAUAAAAUCUGUUAAAUAUCUGUUCAAAUAUGUAUACAAAGGACAUGACAAACAGGUUAUUCAUGUUGAUCCAGACGCACCUGAUGUUAUUAUUAAUGAGAUAAAGAGAUUUCAGGAUACACGCUACGUAUCCCCCCCGGAGGCUAUGUGGCGUAUUUUUUCUUUCCCUCUUUCUAAUAUCUAUCCUGCUGUUUUAGCCUUACAACUUCAUCUCCCGAAUAAGCAGAUGGUUAGAUUUAGAGAAGAUUAUUCUAGGUUGGCAAUUGUUGAUAGGGAAAGAGAUAAAAGAACCAUGCUGACUGCAUUUUUUGAGUAUAACCAUGGGAAUGAACCGUCAAGGCAAUAUUUGUAUAAGGAUUUCCCGAAACACUUCACAUGGAACGCAUCCUCACGUUGUUGGUGUCCUCGUGCUACUAGGCCACAAAGAGGUCGUAUUGUUAAUGCCAAUCCAGCCGAAGGGGAAAGGUACUACUUACCCCUACUCUUGUGUAAUGUCAGAGGACCUACUUCUUUUGAAGAUCUUUGCACGGUUAAUGGUAUUAAGUACACGUCAUUCAGAAGAGCAGCUCUUGAGGUAGGCUUGAUAGAGAAUGAUAAUAGUCUAUCGCAAUGUCUCACAGAAGCGUCUCUAUUUCAGUUUCCCAAUGCUCUUAGAAGGUUAUUCGCAACAAUAAUGAUUUUCUACGAACCUGGUGAUAUUCGUAAGCUGUGGAAUGAUCACUUUGAUGCACUAUCUGAAGAUCACAGGUUACAAUGUGAAAGUUUGGAACACGUUCAAAAUAUGGUUCUUACUGACAUCAGUGUCAUCCUACAAUCUAUGGGUAAAAAUAUUGAUGAUUUCGAUCUUCCGAAAAUAACAGAACUCAACUUACAACAUCCAGUUCAACGUGAGGUGCAAGAGGAGUAUGGGAUAGUUGUGGAACCUGAACACUUAUCUGCCAUAGAUGAACUUAAUUCAGACCAAAGAAGAGUGUUUGAUGAGAUCAUGGCACAUUUGGAUAAUAAUCGUCCAGGUGUGUUCUUUAUAGAUGGUCCGGGUGGAACGGGAAAAACAUUUCUGUACAAAGCUUUGCUUGCUCAAGUACGUUCACGUGGUCUUAUUGCUCUUGCGACAGCUUCAUCAGGUGCCGCCGCUAAUAAUAUGCCAGGUGGGAGAACGGCUCACUCGAGAUUCAAGAUUCCCAUUUGUGUCAAUAACAAUUCGAUGUGCAACAUAAAAAAACAAAGUGGGGUAGCUGAACUAAUUAGGUCCUCAAGGUUAAUCAUAUGGGAUGAGGCAUCAAUGACAAAACGUCAGGUGAUAGAGGCAGUCGAUCGAACAUUGAAAGACAUUAUAGGUGUUAAUCCCCCAUUUGGUGGAAAGAUAAUGGUUAUGGGGGGAGAUUUUAGACAAGUGUUGCCGGUUGUUAAACGCGGAACUAGAGCACAGAUUGUAGACUCCAGCCUGCGGAUGUCGCCUCUUUGGCAUUUGACUAAAAAGAUGUGGUUGACGAUAAACAUGAGAGCGCUAAAUGAUCCGUGGUAUUCUGAUUUUCUUUUAAGAGUCGGUGAUGGGUCUGAAGAAUCGAUCGAAGGAAGCUAUAUUCGCAUACCAGACGACAUGACAAUUCCUUUCAGUAUUCCAGAAAACUCUAUAAAAGAAUUGAUCAAUGCAGUCUUUCCGUCAAUUCAAAGUAAUGUAUAUUCUUCUGAUUAUAUAAUCUCUAGAGCAAUAUUGUCCACUAAAAAUGACAGUGUUGACGAGAUCAAUGAUCAAAUGAUUGACAUGUUUCAAGGGGAUGAAAAGGUUUACUAUAGUUUCGAUGAAGUCGAAGACAAUCGCCACAACUUCUAUCCGGUCGAGUUCUUAAACUCACUAACUGUUAGUGGCUUCCAGCGUAAUGUUAUUGAUGCAGAGAUAGCUGUCGGGCAACAUGCCGGAAAAAGAGUAUUUUUGCCAAGAAUCCCUUUGUGUCUUUCUGAAGACGACAUGUUCCCGUUCAAGCUAAAAAGAAAACAAUUCCCCAUUCGACUUAGCUUUUCCAUGACAAUCAACAAAGCUCAAGGUCAAACAAUUCCGCAUGUUGGUGUUUAUCUUCCGGAUUCAGUAUUUUCGCAUGGACAACUUUAUGUCGCUUUAUCAAGAGGGAUAUCACGUGCUAAUACAAAGAUUGAUUAA